Molecule: messenger RNA, 2398 nt
Organism: Globicephala melas (long-finned pilot whale)
Lineage: Eukaryota; Metazoa; Chordata; Mammalia; Artiodactyla; Delphinidae
Gene: EWSR1
Product: EWS RNA binding protein 1
Biological process (GO): regulation of DNA-templated transcription
Cellular component (GO): nucleus
Molecular function (GO): RNA binding; transcription coregulator activity
Source: RefSeq, a predicted model, not a curated record
CGAGAGGGAGACGGACGUUGAGAGAACGAGAAGGAAGGAGAGAGAAAAUGGCGUCCACGGAUUACAGUACCUACAGCCAAGCUGCAGCCCAGCAGGGCUACAGUGCUUACACCGCCCAGCCCACUCAAGGAUAUGCACAGACCACCCAGGCAUAUGGGCAACAAAGUUACGGAACCUAUGGACAGCCCACUGAUGUCAGCUAUACCCAGGCUCAGACCACUGCAACCUAUGGGCAGACCGCCUAUGCAACUUCUUAUGGACAGCCUCCCACUGUAGAAGGGACCAGUACAGGAUAUUCUACUCCAACUGCCCCCCAGGCAUACAGUCAGCCUGUCCAGGGGUACGGCACUGGUGCUUAUGAUACCACCACUGCUACAGUCACUACCACCCAGGCCUCCUAUGCAGCUCAGUCUGCAUACGGCACUCAGCCUGCUUAUCCAGCCUAUGGGCAGCAGCCAGCAGCCACCGCACCUGCAAGACCGCAGGAUGGUAACAAACCCGCUGAGACUAGUCAACCUCAAUCUAGCACAGGGGGUUACAACCAGCCCAGCCUAGGAUAUGGACAGAGUAACUACAGUUAUCCCCAGGUACCUGGGAGCUACCCCAUGCAGCCAGUCACAGCACCACCAUCCUAUCCUCCUACCAGCUAUUCUUCUACACAGCCGACUAGUUAUGAUCAGAGCAGUUACUCCCAGCAGAACACCUAUGGGCAGCCGAGCAGCUAUGGACAACAGAGUAGCUAUGGUCAACAAAGCAGCUAUGGGCAGCAGCCGCCCACUAGUUACCCCCCCCAAACUGGAUCCUACAGCCAGGCUCCAAGUCAAUAUAGCCAACAGAGCAGCAGCUACGGGCAGCAGAGUUCAUUCCGACAGGACCACCCCAGUAGCAUGGGUGUUUAUGGGCAGGAGUCUGGAGGAUUUUCCGGACCAGGAGAGAACCGGAGCAUGAGUGGCCCUGAUAACCGGGGCAGGGGAAGAGGGGGAUUUGAUCGUGGAGGCAUGAGCAGAGGUGGGCGGGGAGGAGGACGCGGUGGAAUGGGCGCUGGAGAGCGAGGUGGCUUCAAUAAGCCUGGUGGACCCAUGGACGAAGGACCAGAUCUUGAUUUAGGCCCACCUGUAGAUCCAGAUGAAGACUGUGACAACAGUGCAAUUUAUGUGCAAGGAUUAAGUGACAGUGUGACUCUAGAUGAUCUGGCAGACUUCUUUAAGCAGUGUGGAGUUGUCAAGAUAAACAAGAGGACUGGACAACCCAUGAUCCAUAUCUAUUUGGACAAGGAAACAGGAAAGCCCAAAGGCGAUGCUACUGUAUCCUAUGAAGACCCGCCAACUGCCAAAACUGCUGUCGAGUGGUUUGAUGGGAAAGAUUUUCAAGGGAGCAAACUUAAAGUUUCUCUUGCUCGGAAGAAGCCUCCAAUGAACAGCAUGCGGGGAGGAAUGCCCCCCCGUGAGGGUAGAGGGAUGCCACCGCCGCUCCGAGGAGGUCCAGGAGGCCCGGGAGGUCCUGGAGGACCCAUGGGUCGCAUGGGAGGCCGUGGAGGAGACAGAGGAGGCUUCCCACCAAGAGGGCCCCGCGGUUCCCGAGGGAACCCAUCUGGAGGAGGAAACGUCCAGCACCGAGCUGGAGACUGGCAGUGCCCCAAUCCGGGGUGUGGAAACCAGAACUUUGCGUGGAGAACAGAGUGCAACCAGUGUAAGGCCCCAAAGCCUGAAGGCUUCCUCCCACCACCUUUCCCACCCCCGGGCGGUGACCGUGGCAGAGGUGGCCCUGGUGGCAUGCGGGGAGGAAGAGGUGGCCUCAUGGAUCGAGGUGGUCCUGGUGGAAUGUUCAGAGGUGGCCGUGGUGGAGACAGAGGUGGCUUCCGUGGCACCCGGGGCAUGGACCGUGGUGGCUUUGGUGGAGGAAGACGAGGUGGCCCUGGGGGACCCCCUGGACCUUUGAUGGAACAGAUGGGAGGAAGAAGAGGCGGGCGUGGAGGACCUGGAAAAAUGGAUAAAGGUGAGCACCGUCAGGAACGCAGAGACCGGCCCUACUAGACGCAGAGACCCCGCAGAGCUGCAUUGACUACCAGAUUUAUUUUUUAAACCAGAAAAUGUUUUAAAUUUAUAAUUCCAUAUUUAUAAUGUUGGCCACAACAUUAUGAUUAUUCCUGUCUGUACUUUAGUAUUUUUCACCAUUUGUGAAGAAACAUUAAAACAAGUUAAAUGGUAGUGUGCCGAGUUUUUUUUUCCUUCUUUUAAAGAUGGUUGUUUAACUAAAAGACUAAACAAUGGGAAUCCCUUGUGAGCAUGCUCAGUAUCAUUGUGGAGAACCAAGAGGGCCUCUCUAACUGUAACAAACAAUGUUCAUGGUUGUGAUGUUUUUUUUUAAAAAUAAAAUUCCAAAUGUUUAUAAACCGUCA